CGCUGUGUCAGGAGGCGUGCGGAGGACGCGGCUCCCGAGGCGGCGGACUGACAGGCGCCAUGUUCCUGACCGCGCUCCUGUGCCGCAAUCGCAUCCCUGGCCGGCAGUGGAUCGGAAAGCAUCGGCGGCCGCGCCGCGUGUCCUUCCAGGCGAAGCAGAACACUCUGCGCCGCCUGGAGACGGAGGCGGAGAACCACUACUGGCUGAGCACGCCCUUCCUGAGCGCCGCGCAGGAGUGCGGGCACGCCGCGGCCCGCAGGGCGGCCGCCUUCGAGGCCAUCAAGGCGGCCAAGGAGGCCAAGUUCCCGCAGCACCGGCGGCUCGCCGACCACCUCAGCCACCUCAGCGUCACCGGGAAGUGGGCCUGAGCGCCGCCCGCUGCCGGCGCCGGGCGCUGGGGGAGGAGGGGGCCGGCAGGAAGCGUGGCUUGGCGCGGAAAACGCCACACUGUACAGAUAGGUUGUAGUACACCUGAACCUGUAUAUUAACCGGUGUCACCCCAAUAAGUUCAAUUUAAAAAAACGACCUUUGGACCAGAGUCGUGAACAGAGCGUUCAGAACAUUACGUCUUCAAGCUCCAGCUUUUCUCGUGUGUUUGUUUCUUCACCAGGGUUAUAGUGAUAUAAGGUGCAUUUGGAUUAACUUGCGAUGAAACUGCAAACUAAAGGCUUGGAGUCCAUGUAUGUGACACCCAAUGGGUUGCCUAAACGUAAAUGAAAACAAGCUGUCAAAUAUAUUCCUAAAAAUGUCAUUUUUUUCCCUUCUACCAACAGUGGACAUUUAAAUGAAGUAAAACUUUUUUUUUUUAAUCAGAA
Molecule: messenger RNA, 815 nt
Organism: Pipistrellus kuhlii (Kuhl's pipistrelle)
Lineage: Eukaryota; Metazoa; Chordata; Mammalia; Chiroptera; Vespertilionidae
Gene: MRPL57
Product: mitochondrial ribosomal protein L57
Exons: 2
Coding region: 60-368 (102 amino acids)
Biological process (GO): mitochondrial translation
Cellular component (GO): mitochondrial ribosome
Molecular function (GO): structural constituent of ribosome
Source: RefSeq, a predicted model, not a curated record